Molecule: messenger RNA, 693 nt
Organism: Morus notabilis
Lineage: Eukaryota; Viridiplantae; Streptophyta; Magnoliopsida; Rosales; Moraceae
Exons: 1
Coding region: 1-693 (230 amino acids)
Source: RefSeq, a predicted model, not a curated record
AUGGGAGAUCAGAACAACCCAGAGAAGCCAACUCAAUCAAGCAUGGCAUCCAAACUUAACAACCCCAAUCACCCACUGUAUCUUCACCAUGCAGAUCAGCCUGGGUUGGUUCUUGUAUCACAACUUCUCACUGAGGAGAACUAUAACACAUGGAACCACUCCAUGACUAUGGCCUUAAUGGUCAAAAACAAAUUUGGCUUUGUUGACGGAUCGAUGAAACGACCAAACAAUGAUGCAGGGGACGAGUUGCAGCAAUGGAUUUGUUGUGACAAUCUUGUCAAGACUUGGAUAUUGAGUUCGAUCUCCAAGGAAAUUGCAGCCAGCGUGUUCUAUUGUGAUGGAGCACAAGCAGUUUGGAAUGAGUUGCGGGAACGAUUCUCUCAAGUAAACAGCGUCCAACUCUUUCAUAUUGAAAAUGAGAUACGUGAUUGUGUUCAAGGGACCAUGUCUGUUGGCUCCUACUUUACCAAACUCAAAGGAUUAUGGGAUGAGAGGGAUGUUCUUUUCCCUAUUCCAGCCUGCCAUUGUGGAACUAUGAAGGAGGAGUUAUCUUAUCGAGAAACACAGAAAACCAUAAAGUUUCUCAUGGGAUUAACUGAAUCCUUUACCAUGACACGCGGACAGGUGUUGAUGAUGGAUCCUUUGCCCAAGGUCAGUAAGGCUUUGCACGAAGCGUUCACAACCAGAUGCUGA